This is a messenger RNA of Cyphellophora attinorum, 1536 nucleotides long. Its product is annotated as putative transporter. Bases 1 to 1536 code for a protein of 511 amino acids. The record is from RefSeq and is a predicted model, not a curated record. Gene Ontology annotation, biological process: transmembrane transport. The transcript has 4 exons. Gene Ontology annotation, molecular function: transmembrane transporter activity. Lineage: Eukaryota; Fungi; Ascomycota; Eurotiomycetes; Chaetothyriales; Cyphellophoraceae. Gene Ontology annotation, cellular component: membrane.
AUGGCUCACAUCACGGAGGCCAAAACUCUUCCAGUGGAUGCUCACCUGGAGAAGGUUGCCCAGGCUGUCUCUGUCAGAUCCACCGACGACUUGGACGGGAAACCAAACGACGACUUUGACCAGGCUCGUCAGCUCCGCGAGCAAUGGGUCGACAACACCAAGGAAGAACAGAAGCUCCUUCGCAAGCUUGACUGGCGCAUUCUGCCAUGUACCUGGACCUUGUAUCUAUUGGGCUUCCUUGAUCGCGCAAAUGUCGGAAACGCCAAAACCGGUGGUCUCGAAGACGAUUUCGGUCUUACGUCGUCCCAGUACUCCAUCAUCGUACUGGUUUUCUUCAUCUCCUACCUUGUAUGCGAAGUGCCAGCAAACAUGAUCCUCACCCGGGUACGACCGUCGGUCUUUCUCCCUGGCCUCGGCGUCAUCUGGGGCACCUUUGCUGCUCUCAUGGGUGCUACACAGAACUGGAGUCAAUUGGCCGGCCUGCGGUUCCUUUUGGGCGUUGCAGAAGCCGGCUUUGCACCUGGCUGUGCUUUCUAUCUGUCUUGCUGGUAUAGGAGAUACGAGCUCUCGACGCGUUUCGCGCUGCUCUAUACAUCUGUGCCGAUUGCGGGCGCUGUAUCGGGGCUGCUUGCAGGACUGAUCACGGACUACAUGGACGGGACCGCUGGCCUCGCCGGUUGGAGGUGGCUUUUUAUUCUUGAGGGCGUUGCAUCAGUCGUUGCCGCAAUCGUCAUUUACUUCUUCCUGCCCGACUAUCCCUCAACCAGCAAGAGAUUCCUGAACGAGGAGGAACAGAUCCUGGCAUGUAACAGACUCGCUGUCGACGGCAUCGCAUUGGCUCAGGGCGCUGGCGCUGAGAACAUACCUCAUUGGACUGCCUUCAAGAUGACCGUCACCGACUGGAGAGUCUGGGCGCAAUGCUUCCUCUUCGUGCUUGUCACUGGAUCCCAGACCAUGCAAUACUUCAUCCCCACCUUGGUCGGAAGCUUUGGCUGGACUGGUCACAUUGGGCAAUACCACACUAUCCCCGCUUACAUGGCGGCUUUGGUCUACGUUGUCCUGUGUUCCUGGCUCGCCGACCGGUACAAGACAAAGUGGCCAUUCAUCUGUGGCCUGUCUGGCAUUGGCUGCGUCUUGUUCAUCGCGGUCACGACUUCGUCCAACAAGAUGGUUCAAUACGUGCUUACAAUCUUCGCGUUCGGCACCAUCUACGGCUGCUCACCACUCGUCAAGACAUGGGUAUCAGACGUCAUUCCCCAGCCUGCUGCGAAGAGAGCCAUCGCAAUCGCAUUGAUCAACUCGAUCGGUAACGCGUCGUCGAUCUAUUCAACAUGGCUGUGGCCGAAGAAGGAUGCGCCACGGUACAUCCCUGGUUUCGCAACAACGACUACCUGGUUGGGUAUUCUCUGCGUUGCCACUUAUCUUUUCUCGAGACUCUUCAAGAAGUAUCCAGUCGAGCGACAGGACCAUGCUGAGACUAUGGCAGCAGAACUGAGGGCGCGGAGAGAAGCGCAAGAGGGAACUGCCAAAGUCUAG